UUUGAUUUUAAAUUUAGAAAGUCAAAGGGGCUGCUAUAAUGAAUAGAAAAAUAAAUACAUACAGAUAGGGACGUCUCACCCAAUAAUAUUGAUAUAGAGUUUCUCCUUGCAUCUAUUUUCUUUAAAAUGAGUAAUCUGUUUUCCUUAUUAGGAAAUAAAUGGAAGCCUUUUUAAUGGAGCUUGUUCUGUGUUUGCUUCUCUUCUUCACAAUAAGAACUUGGGCAAUAGACACUUUAACCCCAGGGCAGUCAAUAAAAGAUGGUGAAACUCUUGUGUCAGCAGGUGGAAGCUUUGAACUGGGAUUUUUCAGUCCUGGGAAUUCCAAGAGUCGAUACGUGGGAAUUUGGUAUAAGAAAGUAUCAACUGGAACUGUUGUAUGGGUUGCCAAUAGGGAAAAUUUAGUUUCUGAUGCCUCUGGAGUUUUAAGUAUCAACGAGAAAGGCAUUCUUUCAAUCAUGAAUGGCACCAAAGGCAUUGUUUGGUCUUCAAACACAUCGAGGAAUUCAGCAGAGGAGCCGAUUGCACAACUCCUGGAUUCGGGAAAUUUCGUAGUGAAGGACCGAAAUGAUAGUGAUUCGGAAAACUUUCUUUGGCAGAGUUUUGAUCGUCCUUGCGAUACCUUUCUACCAGGAAUGAAGAUUGGAAUAAACUUUGUCACCGGUUCCGAGAGGCAUGCAUCAUCCUGGAAAAACACGGAAGAUCCUGCUCCGGGCAUAUAUACUUACAGGGUUGACUCGCAGGGGUAUCCACAGGUUGUUGUUAAAAAGGGAGCUGAUAUAUUAUUCAGAGCAGGUUCAUGGAAUGGUCUUUAUCUCACAGGAAGCCCACUGCCUGUUAAUCCAUUAUAUUCAUUUGAGCUUGUCUUGAAUGAGAAUGAGGUCUACUACACAUACCAGGUGCAAAACAAUUCAAUCUAUACAAGAUUUUUAUUGAAUCCAUCAGGUCUAAUACAACGCACCAUAUGGAAUGAGAGGACAAAUAACUGGGAGGUUUACGCCACAUCGCAAUCGGAUCAAUGUUCAAUCUAUGCCUAUUGUGGAUCAUAUGCUACUUGCAGCACCAACGAAUCUCCACCUUGUAAAUGCUUGGAAGGGUUCAUCCACAGAUCAGCAUCUCCCAGGGAUAUUAAUUCAGUAGAUUGGUCAUAUGGAUGUACUCGAAGGACACCGCUGGCAUGUCAUGGUGGAGACAGCUUUCUCAGGAAAACUGGCCUAAAAUUACCGGACACUUCGAAAACUUGGGCAAACAUUAGCAUUGAUCUUAAGGAGUGUGAGAAAUUGUGUUUGAAGAAUUGCUCUUGCACUGCAUACGCGAAUUUAGAUGUCCGAGGGGGAGGCCACGGCUGCUUGCUGUGGUUUGGAGACCUAAUUGACAUCAUAGAAUUCAGUGAGGGUGGACAGGACCUUUAUAUCAGGCUGGCUACUUCUGAUCUGAAUCAUAUACGAAGCAAAGGAAAGCUAAAUGAAAAGCUGAAGGCUGUAAUCAUAGCCAUCUCUGUAAUAAUAGCCAGCGGAAUGACAAUACUAGCAUUGUUGUUGUAUGUUCAGAAGAUCAGGCUUAGAAACACAGGGGAACAUGGAAAGGAAGAUUUAGAGUUGCCUGUUUUUGAUUUCACAACCAUAGCUACGGCAACUAAUAACUUUUCGAGCAACAACAUUCUGGGACAAGGUGGAUUUGGUCCUGUUUACAAGGGAACAUUGAUUGAGGGGCAAGAAAUAGCAGUGAAGAGACUUUCAAAGAAUUCGGGACAAGGACUGGAAGAGUUCAAAAAUGAAGUAACAUUGAUUUCCAAACUCCAGCACCGCAAUCUUGUAAAGCUUUUUGGUUGCUGCAUCAGGAAAGAUGAAAAGAUGUUAGUUUAUGAGUACAUGCCUAACAAAAGUUUGAACUACUUUAUUUUCGGUUCGAAACCUACCAUCUCAGCACUUCUUUUUCUCCCCCCUUCCUCGCCCCCUGGUCUUGUGGUACCCAUUUUCUUUUUAUUUCUUUUUCUGAUGUCUUUUUUAUUGGUUGCAGAUCAAACAAGAAACAAAUUACUGGACUGGCGUAUACGAAUGCAUAUUGUCGAUGGAAUUGCUAGAGGGGUUCUUUAUCUUCACCAUGACUCUAGAUUGAAGAUUAUCCAUAGAGAUCUCAAAGCAAGCAAUAUUUUACUAGAUCAUAACAUGAAUCCGAAGAUAUCAGAUUUUGGCUUAGCUCGGAAGUUCGGAGUAGAUCAGACUCAGGCCAAAACUAAAAGAGUGGUCGGAACAUACGGUUAUAUGUCCCCUGAAUAUGCUUUGGAUGGGCUUUUUUCAAUGAAAUCCGAUGUCUUCAGCUUUGGAGUUUUGGUUCUGGAGAUACUAUCAGGAAAGAAAAACAGGGGAUUUUCCCAUCCAGAACAUGACCAUAAUCUUCUUGGACAUGCAUGGAAAUUGUGGAUGGAAAAGAGGCCAUUAGAACUAAUCGACCCUGCAUUGGGCGACUCGUAUGAUGCAACCGAAGGGUUAAGAUGCAUCAAUGUAGCUCUAUUAUGUGUGCAACAAUGCCCCCCGGACAGACCUAACAUGUCAUUAGUUUUGGUCAUGUUGUGCGGUGACAGUGUAUUGCCCCAACCAAAGCAGCCUGGGUUUUUCAUCGAAAGAAAUCUGCCUAUGACUGACUCUGUCUCAGUCAAAAAUGAAACUUCCUCCAUGUAUAGAUCUAUUACAUCAUUAGAGCCACGAUAGACGCUUGUAAAAUACCUUCAUGAGAUGUUUGGAUAAAUCAAUUAGGCCUUGCUUCAUUCAUACACCGAAAGAAGAGAAGAAUUUAUGAAUUUCUGCUUUGUACUGCCUGCAAUAGUGCUUCUAUAUUACUCACAAGUCAGGUAGUUGAUGUAGCCCUUCUUUUCCUUUUCUUCCUCUUCUCUAAAAUUAUCAGCUUCACUUCCUGAGAAAUACAACACAUAUCGGAAACUUCUCUGUAUUAAAUAAUGAUAAUUAAUUUUUAAUUUUAGAAGUUAAUAUAUAAUUGAAUUAAACAUAA
Molecule: messenger RNA, 3006 nt
Organism: Gossypium arboreum
Lineage: Eukaryota; Viridiplantae; Streptophyta; Magnoliopsida; Malvales; Malvaceae
Product: G-type lectin S-receptor-like serine/threonine-protein kinase At4g27290
Biological process (GO): protein phosphorylation; recognition of pollen
Molecular function (GO): protein serine/threonine kinase activity; ATP binding
Source: RefSeq, a predicted model, not a curated record